This is a messenger RNA of Echinostoma caproni, 189 nucleotides long. The record is from the annotation of a GenBank genome assembly. NCBI's taxonomy places the organism in Eukaryota, Metazoa, Platyhelminthes, Trematoda, Plagiorchiida, Echinostomatidae.
ACCAAAGAAGCGUGCUACUUAGCUCUUUGCGAUUACUAUCGAGCAGCCAUGUCUGCCGAGGAGGCACGCGUUGAGUGGCAUACCGUUUUGCUCAAGGUAAGUGAACUCUUAUCCAUCAAAUUUCACAACCCAGCGCCUAAUUUUCCUCAACCGACGAGCAUCAAAAUAAGUGUACACUUAAGUCUGUGA